AUGUCGUUGCCGCCCGGAUUCGUCAAUCUUGGAGCUUCCUGCUUCAUCAACGCGUCCCUCCAGGCCGUUAUCUCGGUGCCGGCCCUGAAGACUGCGAUUCUCAAUGGCAGCUCGAACUCAGAGGUGGCGUUGCAAGCGAUCCUGCAACAGCUGACCGGCGGCAAACAUGUCACACCAAGAACAAUAACUAGUGACUGGUACCAUGGCAGACAAGAGGAUGCUGCGGAGUUUUUAGUCAGACUCCUCGUCGAGACGCCCGCUCUGCAUCCACCGCUACGCGGCUUAGAAGUGCCGCGAUUUCGCUGCCGCCAUUGCGACUGGGAGAGACCGUCGCAACCUGAAGAGUUUCUUUCUCUGCAUCUUCCUCUAGUGUAUGGGGAGCCGCAGUACUCCGUCAAGGCCGCCUUGGAUGCGUACCUCGCCGAUGCACAAGUGCGCCAUGAAUUUCGAGGUUGGACGUGUGGCAGUGCCGAGUGUGCCGCUUCCGACCGCGCUUUCGACGCGCCGCUUGGCUUAACCAACAUCCAAAACUGGCCUCGAGUGUUGAUGCUCGUGCUAAAACGCUGGGAAACCAUCCACAACGUCAUCGGCCACAAAGUGCACUGCGACAACACCCUCGCCGUCGCGGGCCAACAGUACCAGCUCCAGUCCGUGGUCACACACAUUGGCAGAACCGCAAGCUCCGGCCACUACGUCGCAUACACCCGGCACUGCUCCGGUUGGGUGCGAUUCAGCGAUACCGCUGUAAGCCAAGUGCCACCGAAUGUCGUGGGCGACUUUGUCGGAGGGAUGGACGAAAAGGUCUACAUCGCCUUCUACGUCCAAGUUCCUGUUCAACAACAGCCCGACCCUCCACGAGCUCGCCUGCCGGCAAUCGACUUGGACCCCGACAGCGAUUCGGACGUGCUCGUGGACACAGAUGCUUGUCCUCAGCAAGAACAAGUCCAGAGCUACACGGACAUCCCUUCGCCGAACUCCCAGGAUAUCACAGCGGCUUCCGAUGACGGCAAGAAACGCAGUUCUUCGGCUGCCGCGUCGGGCACAGUGAAGAAGCCUCGCACCUCUUCUUUGACAAGCAUGGAGCACGCCCUCAUCGACACCACACUCAAGAACGCGAAGUCUGUGAAAGACGCCUUGAAGCAGCUGGAAGCAGAGAUACCCGGCUUCACCGUGACGGACAAGACAGCUCCAGCUUACGUCCCCAGAACAACUCUGCGUUACAGAUUCAAACACCGAAACAACUUGAAGAACAAUUGGAAUGACGAAUCGAAGCUCUACUUCAAGCCAUUUCUUGCAGCACCAGUUCCUCGAGCUGUGGAGCCCGCCACCUUCAAGGCGGCAGCGUGGGCGCAAACGCAGGCUUGGACUUUUUGCAACAAGUGUGGUCGCCAUCGGCCCCGGACGCAGUCACAGCCCGCCGUCGCUGACAUCGAGUGCAAGCCAGCAUGUGAUCCAGCUGCCAAGUCACUGCUGCUCCCGGGCGAGGUUCCCGAGAGUCGCAAACUCAUGGCCUACGUGACGCCUCAACGAGAAGACUGGAACGAAUUGCUGGAAGCCUUGGGAAGCCAAGACCUCGCCAAAGCCUUGACGGCAGAAGACUUGGAUACAUUGGUAAUCGUUCGCCUCUUUGUCGACUACAAGACUGUACGUGGAGGCAAGAGCGGAGUCACGAGUCUGAAAAAGCAAUCCAUCGUGCGAGCUGAAUGGCGAGAUCAGCCCAUGCAUCAGGUACCACGGAAACCAGCAGCUGCCGCAGCGUUCCUUUGGUUUCUCAACAACAACAGCACUUACAAAGAGUUCGUUGAUAUGCAAGAAGAACUACACCGAACAAAUGCCGACGGCAACAGCUCGACCUGGCGCCGACUGUCGACGGCGGACCUUUUGCUCAACAAACCGGGCAUUGAGAUUGCCGUCAAGCCAUGGUUGUAUCCAUACGCCAGCUACGGAGACUCGGACAUCAGUGUACGCUUGAAGAAUCUGAACUUGAUCAAGCCCACUUCCAAACCCAGUUUAAGAACGAGCUGGGAACGCAAGACGUGUUCUCGCUGCGCCAGCUAUGCCAACGACUUCCUUUUGCAAAGUCUCCUCUACGACAUUGCCAUGGCACGGACAAUCUCCACCGUCUGCAACUUGGCAAUUUCAACGAACAUGGCUCCGGAAGCUGUGGCGGCCGACAUGGAUACCUUCGAGACAUACUGGCAAAACCAGAUCCAUCGCAUGGAAGACAUCUGCCGGCUAGAAUUCGAACGGCAUCAAUGCAUGGAACAGGCCAUGCCGUCGAUCUUCAUCACGGUUGCGCCAGCUGAAUGGACAUUUCCACUGCAGGAAGGCUUGUUCUUCGAGGAGAGCUUGUCCAGGCAACAAACGAUGCUGACUCGGCACAUCUACCACGUUUUGGACGCUUUCCUGCAAGAAUACCUGCUCAAGGACGGCUCUCGUAGAGAGGAACUUGGCAUACGUGCCAUUCGCCAGUGGUCUUUCCGGUACGAAUUUCAGUCAAGAGGGACGAUCCAUGUGCACUGCAUCCUCUGGGCCGAUUUGCUCCCGGGAGUCCAUGCAGAGCAAGUUCAAGGCCGGACAGGCGAGAGACACCAUUCGGCACUCGUCAGGCACCUGGAGACCUUAUUCAACUGCCGAGUGGAUGUGCAAGCGUCAGAAGGACGGCACAACCUCAUGCGGUACGUCAUGGGGUACGUCCAAAAAGCCUCCGACGCUCUGUCCUUCAAGACCUCCGAGGCUUGCAGUGACAGCACCACUUGGCGAACCACCUACCGGCUGCUCUGCAAGAAAGCGCCGCUGGAACAAGAACUUGCCCUGGAAUUCGCAGGCUUAAGCAUGGUACGUCACUCCUUUCUGGGAGCAAACUACUAUGCCCCCAUUCCAGGAAGUCAAGCAAAAAAUGUUAGUCGAUCGGCGUACAAUGCUUUCCAAGAAGGCAUCCGUAGAGGGCACUACGGUGGCUACUGCUUCUUGUCCUGGCUUCGAGACCAUCGCGUUGAGCCGCUGCCGCGUCACGGCUGCAAGGUCACCCCCCGAGCAAACAGAAGUUCGGACAAAGAUGUGGGCGUAGCAAUCCAGUUCCCCUUCGAGUUGCUGGACAUUUUCUUGGGUGCAUGGGCCGCAACGUUUCUCAUCGGCAUGGACGAGCAACGAUUGCUCCCGUGGACGAGCGCGGACUACCCUCAGGGUUUCGCCAUCGAGAAGCAACGCCGAGACAAAUUCGAAGCCCCCCAAGGAUGCCAUCAUCUUAAAGCUGUGCUUUGUUUGAAUGAAUUCCAAACAAACCCGGCCACCGCAAACUUCGCUCCCGAUGUCAACAAGCUCCUUGUAGCGAUCGAGCACGACCUCGUCAUUCGUGGGCUUACUGCCGACCGAAUUGCGACUUUCAAGGCUCGCAUCAAUGCCUCUGCACUUCUGCUGCAACAAGUCGCCCAGGGAAGAGAGGACCCGGAAGCAUGGAGCGCGAGACGCAUAUUUGAGCUGCCCCAACGAGUGUGGUCGAGGGAGCAGCAAGAAGUCUUGGACAUCAUCGCCAAGGGUACCAACAUGACAGAUGCCAACGAAAUCAAGGAAGCUAACCGCUUACUGCACGUCAAGGGCGGCCCCGGAACCGGCAAGACCGAAGUCAUAAUCGCAGCAGCACAAAGAGCACUCGACGAUGGUUGCAAGGUGCUCAUCGCCGGACCUAUCGGCCUAUUGGUGGCAUUGUACCGCACCCGCCUGGCGCCUUCACCGAACUUGACAAUGGAGACUUUACAUGCAAGUUUCAAAGUUACCAGGUCGGCAGACGAGCAGUACGUCCCCCCCGGAAGGUUACGCAGCUAUGAUCUGAUCAUCUUCGACGAAAUCUCCCAGAUCGAUGCUCACGUCUGGAAGAUACUUCAAACAGCACUGGCCGAACUUUACCCUCAGCCAUUCAUUGUUUUUGUCGGAGAUUUUCAGCAGUUGCAACCAAUCCUCGGCGUUCACCAACUACAGCUGGAUCUCGAAAGGCAAGCUGCCCAAGCCUUGUUGCCGACCAUAGAACUACAACCACAUGCAGCUGCCAGAUCCACCGACCCGGUCAUGCUGGACUUCCUCGGCGUGGUGCGUGAACGCCAACCGUCAAGACAGUCCCUGGAGCGCUUCUUUGACGGCCGCAUGUUCUCCAAGAAUCCAGUCACCGCUGCCCGACAAGCCAAAGCUUUCGAAAUCGCAAAUGAGCAGACGUUUACCUUCCUCACCGUGACGAAUCGAGGAGCCUACGCCAUGAACAUGCAGUCCUUGAAACUGGACUUCCCCGAGGCUGCAGCCUCCAUUGAAAGCGGAGCCGGGUACCCCGCGGACUCUGCCUCCGGUCAGGAUCGAAUUCUUGUCGAAGUUGGAAUGCGGCUGCGUUUGACUCGGAACCUGGACAAGGACCGCGGCUUUGUCAACGGUAACCUCGGCAUUGUCAAGUCCAAACUCAGGCCCGACGUCUUUGUCGUCAAAACCAUCCAAGGCGUCCUCAUCCUGGUGCACCCGGUCACAAUCAAGGGCCACAAGUUCAUUCCGGCGUGCUACGCAUAUGCCACAACGAUUCGUCGAGCUCAGGGGGCAACAUUAGGUGCAGCUUGUCUCUGCUUCGACCGACGACGGCCUGACCGCGGCUAUGCGUACGUCGGAGCUUCCAGAGUCAAGCAGCACACACAUCUAUUCCACAUGGGCCCCGUCCGCAGGACGGACUGGUUGCCAGUUAAUGGCAACCCCGACCAGGAACAGAUCUUGCCCAGUGUCCUCAGCGAGUCUACGUACUCGGACGACGAACCGGAGCCCGACAGCAGCACCAUUUCCGAGCCCGGCACAGAGGACUUCGAGAUUGCCAGCUCCACUGAUCCAGACAUCGAGGGCAGUAACUCCGAUCCCUGA
This is a messenger RNA of Symbiodinium sp. CCMP2592, 4887 nucleotides long. The record is from the annotation of a GenBank genome assembly. NCBI's taxonomy places the organism in Eukaryota, Dinophyceae, Suessiales, Symbiodiniaceae.